Molecule: messenger RNA, 6711 nt
Organism: Laccaria bicolor S238N-H82
Lineage: Eukaryota; Fungi; Basidiomycota; Agaricomycetes; Agaricales; Hydnangiaceae
Exons: 12
Coding region: 1-6711 (2236 amino acids)
Biological process (GO): monoatomic cation homeostasis
Cellular component (GO): cation channel complex; axon
Molecular function (GO): monoatomic cation channel activity
Source: RefSeq, a predicted model, not a curated record
AUGGAUCAUGCAAGCGAAGAUACAUGGUUCGCGACAAAGCUGGAGCCUAUGAGGCCAUCCUCAGUGACAUCAACUAUUCCACAGGAUUCACCGAGGACGACCAAUUCACAGGUGGUCGAAAGACCGCUCAAUUUUCCGCCACCCAGGAGGUCGAAUACUCCUGAUUCCGUUCAACAAUCAACUUCGAGUUCACGAUGGGAGCAUCUUCGUCAACAUGUUCUGCAGGCAUCGAGUCGGUCCUCUACUCCAGUCGAACCCUCCAGGCCGACGUCUGUAACUUCAUCCAUUACUUCAUUCACCCGCCCUUCAACACCGAAACCCUCUCGACUUGCACGACUUGGCUUCCGACAGGUCGUCGAUGUUGCUCGGGAAAGGGACGAUACACGUAGAUUCGGGGAGGAGAUUAUGAAGAACAUCUGGUUGUCCAGGCAAGCUGGGUCGAAGACGAAGGCUGAGAAGGAACCCAGCUCUACAACAGCGUCCCCAAUCUAUCGUCCUUUUAUGCCGAACACGACAUCGGGCGUCUCGAGCCUUCAAAAUACUGGAUUGAGCAAGAAGGACGAGUUACGUCGGCCUCAAUCCAUUCAGUCUUUGUCGUCGGGGCGGUUUGUCGCGUCACUGAAGCCACUUUGUCAGUUGCUCAUGUAUCAUGCUGGCGCGGGUUCUGAGACCGUUGUACUAUCCGCUCAUCUUCCACACGAAGGACAGGUUCUUGCCGCACUGCUGAAUCCGUUCCUACUCCCCACGACAGGUAAUGACGUUGACGAAGAAGAACGCCUGUUGGCUAUCGAAACCUUUGAACUCUUGAUUAAAGGUUGGACUCCUUCCGAUGAGGCAGCAAGUGUUGCACGGUGUAUGUGGUGCUGUAAAGCGGCCAUGGUGCCCCCUUCACCGAACCGCUCUCGAGUCCUUGGGUAUCUUUGGCGGUGUAUCGUUCCUGGGGAUAGAAAUCGCGCAAUCAUCUCACCAAUGGCCAUGCAGAGUGUUGCGCACGGACUCUUGAUGCUUCUUGCUUCUCUUCAUGCACUAACCAACCCGGUGCAAGAGGAAGAUGUUAGAUUGACAAAGGAUCUUAUUCUCCAAUUUAUCUCAGGGACAUUCGGUGAAUUGAACGAGAAAGCUGUAGAGGAGGAAUAUGAGGCGCGUUGGCUUCCUGGCGACAUGAAGGGAGCAGUCAGAAAGGCCUUGUUUCUCGAAGCGCUCACAAAGUGCCUGGAGAACUGUGCUCAAGUUACUCGCGUUUGGUUGCUCCAACACGCGAUUGAAGAAUAUUGGCCUGUGCCUUCAAAAGGCACCUCUGUCACAUUGCUUCAAGGAGUUAUCCGUUUCAGAACAAUAAACACCUUCUGUAGAGCCGCCCACAUUUUAUUGACAUCUCUGACAGUGAAAGAAGAGGACAAAUUGGUGAUUGCCCACCAUAUUGUCAGGGCAUUUCAGAGCAGAAUUUUACCGGAGACGGACAGCCUUGACCAAACACUUGGUUUGGAAGCGCAGACACACGUUGCCAAGGUCGCUCUUGAGAUUCUCUGCCUUGCAAAUGCUAAGGAGCAGGUUGGGUGGGCUAUCACAACUAUUUGUCGUUGGCUAAAGGACCGGGAUGGUAACUGGAAGGGCAAUUUUGAGAAACGGAUUCGAAAGUUGGUAUCCUCUGGCAACUGGGCUAGUAUUCUGCGAAUUCUUCUAGCUCUUGUCCACCACAUCCCUGAGGAGGAACGGAGGCCACUUUUCACAUUUAUCUUGCCACUUUUGAAUGAUCGGAUGGUUGAGGAUCCUCCUCCCUUCCCAUAUGCAGAGCUCUCCAGCCUCCUCGAUGUACUGUCUCACAUGUACCCACAGCUUUUUUACAAACCGCUCUUCUCUUGCGCUGCAUCGUCGCAGGAAUUCACCAUCGUCAACCACCUUUGCACACUGGCUAUCCAUUCCAAGUUUAUCGGUGAUUAUUGGAAUCGUGACGCAGAGAUGAUGUGCGUCGCUCUGCUGAGCGAUGCCGGGGCGGAGAAGGAAACAAUGACAUCGAUGGUGGGAAACACCCCAUGGGGCGUUGCCAGGUUGGGUCAAUUGGUUCUUCUUCUUGAGCUCAUUGGAAAAAUUCAAGCAGUGCGGCGGAUUAAAGAAUCAUCACCUGGAUCAGACAGGGCGCUGAUGGGAACUACGAAAUUCGUUGCAACUUUGGAAUCACGGCUGAACAUACUACUCGACGUCAAGGAGCGAUCCACAUUCAUUGCACCGUCUCAACGAAUGCUGUUUUGCAUAUUAUUUCGAGAGAUUAGGCUUUUAAAUCGGUCUCUUAAGCCUGCUCCAUGGCUUCAUAGAACCAUUUCUUGGUUUGUUGAUUUUUGCACAGACUACGAUCUGGGUGGUAAGUUAGAAUCUGAGGUCAACGAAUCCACGGAGAGAAUCCAGGGGUUGUAUUUGGCCGCCCAAGAAGGGGUACGCGAAAAUUAUCAGCGUCGGAGUACCAUGCUUCUUUCAGCAGCUUCCAAGUCCCCCGCCCCUCCGCCAAACAAAGAAGGAUUUGAUCUCGCCUCAAGUUUCGCACAACACAAAGUUUUGAUCGAUUCACUGUCAAAAGGAUUUGCGUCUAGGGCAAUGAACCUCUUUGUGACCAUGUCUUCGUUGCUGGUGGAUGAAGACUAUCGUCGUCUUGGGCCUCUGAUAUGGGAACACGGUUUGGUGGAUCACAUUGAUACCUCUGCGACCGCAUCAGCGUGUUUUUUGUUGAUGCAAUGUGCAGAGAAAGUUCCAGAGGAUCUACUUGCCGUUAUGGAGGUCGACUUGCAAAGCUCAGACGAUAUUACAAGAUUACGUUCAGUUCGAAAAGUUGGCACUCUGAUCAAUUGGCGAUUCCAGAUUUUAUCUCAGAAUGUUAUUGUUGACCGAGCUCAUAGAUCAUUUAAGUUGACUCGGGCGCCUCUUCCAUUUCUUGCGACGGAUAUGGGUACCAGCUUGUAUGUUCAAACGGAAGACUUCUCUGAAUCGAAAGAUAAGGAUAACAUUCCUGGGGAGCUAAGAAAGCGACUCGCGGAAAUUGGCUGGGCAGAAGAAGAUGCCAGCGUCGUAGACCCGAGACAACAGUGGAUAAAGACUCCGAUGUCAAUCCUGCCAAUACAUCGGCUAGAACGCAUGGAUGUUCUGAUGGGAGAACAAUUGCCUCCCACCGGGGGUUCCACAUCAGUGAAUGUUACACCUCUCCCUUCGCCCAGAAAAACCCCAAAGGAGCCGCUAGAGGAGCCUAACCCCCUUCUCCGCCGCAACUCAAGUUCUGGUGGCCCUCUCCAUAAUCAAAAACGAAGAGCGAUUUUUGUGCCACCUCUGACCUCAGUAUUUCGUCGUGUUGCUUCGUUGGUUUACGAUUCCAAUUACGCAAUCGCUUCCACUGCACGAACUAUUAUCUGGGAUUUGAUGCGUGGUGAUCCCGCACUUUUGACUCGACCAGUUCUCGAGCAGUUGUCAGGAGACAACAAAGACGUCGUCGCCGCAACUUCGACCCUUGCUGCCUUUUUGCAGAUGCGACGAGUCCUUCCUCCGCCGCUUACCCACAAUCUAUUCAACAAUCUCGCCGGUUUCUUGAAACACGCCGCCAAACAGUCGGAAUCUCAUGAGGCACUCUACGAUUUUGGCCUGGUGAUGCCUAUUCUUUCAAUGCUCACCACACAAGUGAGCGGGAUGUCAUUCCGAGAGAUACGUCGCGCCAAAAUUGAGCCUCUCUUGAUACCUUCUGGGUCACUUUGGUUCCCGACGUCGGCACCAAAAGGCCCCAUGUUCCCUCGAUAUUUGGAAGAAAUUGGCAACCCCUUUGAGGAUGUUCCUUCCCAACUGGUCUCCAUCACAAUGAUUCGAACCGCUCAAAACUUGCUUUUUUUAUCUGUACUAAAACGAAAUCAACAAGAUGUUCAAGUCGUUCGGAAGAACCUGUCAAGACUUGUUUUGCCAUCAAAAGACAGUCAUUUGCAGGACUUGCCACUCGAGAUGAGGGAUUUUGCUCCUCAAAGUCGGGACGUAAGCGAAGCACCCAAAUCGAACAAGACGCUGGACGCCUUGUCCCUGGUUCUCUCUCGUAGUUAUCUGCUCCUGGUUGCCCAAGUAUUUCGCUCUAUGUCGCGUCACCUUAGUGAUCGAAAUGAGCUCGCCGUUCUCGUCGAUGGUUUGAACCGAAUUCUUUUAGCUCAUGGAGACGACAUCGGGAUCGUUGGCCAAUCUCUUAUUGCUUUGAUGGUUGCCAGCACUCGCUUCAAACGCCUCUUUACGUCUGGCGGAGGAUAUACAUUGUUCAUGCCGGCGCUCGUGAAGAUAUACUCCGAAUCAGGAUCUCAUCCUGGCAUCAGACCAGCUAUCGAAUACGCUAUCAACCGAUUCUAUGCCCUUCACAAGGAAUCAUUUUUAUACCAGAGUCUUGGUAUCAUUGGUCAAAUGUUCAUGCUGCCAGGACUCGACGAGAAUUGGUUUGGCAAAAGCGUUUACGAUCUUUUUUUGUCCCUGAAAAAAGGCGUCACAGCAGCAACCACAGAUGCAGCGGGUAUUCACAACAUAAACAAGCUACAAGAACGGGAAGCCCUCCUUGUCUCGACAGCUGAUGAGAAACCGCAGACUUUCUUUGCAUCGAUACGUCGCACGGAAUCGCAAGCCAGUGGCGAUCGAUAUUCGGUUAACUUACCCGAAGAAUAUGAGACUGAACGUCUUCGAAUGGACAACUUCGUUCGCUUGUUCCUGACGGUGAUUGCACACGACCCCUCCAUCUUGAGAGCUCAACACUACCUCCGACUUCUUCGAUAUAUCGUUCCUUAUCUAUAUAAUGCUUCAGAUAGCACAAGAUCGACGUUGCAAGAUGGUAUCACUGCCUUGUGCGUCAUCUUGACGAAAGGGUUCAACCGUGCAAAGACUGCGGAUGGCGCUUUAGAGCGCUCAGCUGAGGACUCUGCUUUUCUUCCCCCGGUUGGACUGGAGGGUCAGGUGUUAGAGAACUCCAAAGCGCCAAGCGAUAUUCAAGCGAUGCGAAUCGAUUUCCUUUUCCUUGUCUUAAGUUUGGGUCAGGCCGGUGGUGACAUUUCGUUGACGUUGGCUCGUCAAACACUCAACUUACUAAAAGUUGUAUUGAAAGACUGCCAUGCGAAUGACCCCCCAGAAGCAAUCUCAUCAUUCCUGUCCGACUUCGUGAGGAUGUUGCUCAUUCGUGAGCAACCACAGCUGGCCAAGGCAGUCGUUAUAUUUCUUCAAGACUUGUCUCCUAUCCUUCAUGCGUACAUGGUUGCGUUGGAUUUCACUGGCGUUUUUGAAGUCAUUCUUCGAAUAUCCUCUAUACCUGUCUAUGUUGCCGAUCCAACCUUUGCCCAGGUUGUGGUUAGUGAGAUCUGCACAGCAGGAUUGGCAGCCUGCGAGCUGGCAGCAUCAGAAAACCAAUUAAUGACUUUGCCUUAUCGUCCAACUCUGGUCCAGCUUAUCGGAGAAGCCAUAUUUCUUCAAGGAGCUGAUGUGAUUGAAGAGUUGGAGAAGAGGACACCUUCGCACGCCUUCUUAGCUGGUGUCAUACUGCCUUUAACUCUUACAAUUGCGACAAGUGCCCAGCUCCUCACAAAAGGUUUACAAACCCAGGAUCGUCAUCGUACCGCACUUGCAAACGCGUGGUUCCGCCUGCUGUUUUACACGAUGUCAGCGUGUCAGAGGAGUCGGCCCCAGGGAGAAUUGCGAAGGUCAAAGUCGAAAGAGAAUAGGAACUCUGAUAGCGACAAAUUCUGGCGUUCUCAGCUACCAUCUUUCAUGAUUGCACUUCAAAUUCUGAAAGUUAUUAUUAUCCGCGGUGAAGCCGACAUUUCUUCUGUCGUUCCAGGCAUCUGGGAGCGAAUUGCUGGUUUUUGCAGGAUGGUAUUGGCGGACGGAAACGCAGAGUUUGCUUUGCGUGGUGAAUCAGCGUUCAACUCCCCAGCAGCGUCGCCGAGAUCCAGUGGUCAAUUCGAUUUCUCGUACUUCAAAUUGAGUGUAGGAACCUUCUCUAGGCCUCGAGUUACCGAUUAUGCCCUAUGGUCCAUGCUCGAGUUCGUCUGCGCGUACAAAUCUCCGCUCCGACUCCAGUUACGGCUCUUGGCAACAGAAAAGGUUUCAGGCAUCGACGCUGAACUCCAAAGACUGGGGAACCGAAACAAUCCGCUUUCGUCUCCGAGUAGCAGACGCACAUCCAUGUCUGUCUUUUCUAAAGUUCGGCGAUCUGUCAGCGGGAUGCCUUCUCCCGGCUCGCCGAGAUUGCUUGCCUCACCAUCGCCUACCCCACAUGAUCCGACUCUUUUUCUGGAUGCUCGCAGGCCAGGGUAUCAAAUCACACCAGUGUCGCCUCAGAAUGGGCCAAGGAUCGUCCAUUUGGGACCAGCUUCGCCCUCUGUGCUGUUGGAUGCUCCGUCUCCCGGAGGUAUUAAUGGUGGCGGCAUGCGCACUGCCAUCAAGACAACUAGGAUCAAAUCUCUUUCUCUCACUAAAGUAACAUAUCGUCGGGUGAGGGGCGUGCAGAGCUUCAUGGGAUAUGAUGUACUUAUACCACUGCCUCCAACUGUGCUCGAGGCUCAAGACGACAGCGACAUAUUAAGGGCUUGGACCAAGAACGAUGCAAUCCAAGCUAUAUUGCAAGAGACAAAAGAACUUAUGGAAGAGUUUGAGGAGUCGUUUGGGGAGACUGAAAAAGAUCGGGUGCCAAACCCGGAUCGAGAUCAACCGAGUACAGACUGA